Molecule: messenger RNA, 2658 nt
Organism: Alosa alosa (allis shad)
Lineage: Eukaryota; Metazoa; Chordata; Actinopteri; Clupeiformes; Clupeidae
Gene: rapsn
Product: receptor-associated protein of the synapse, 43kD
Exons: 8
Coding region: 276-1544 (422 amino acids)
Biological process (GO): chemical synaptic transmission
Cellular component (GO): synapse
Molecular function (GO): protein-membrane adaptor activity; acetylcholine receptor binding
Source: RefSeq, a predicted model, not a curated record
GAGAAGAUAUUCUGGGACACCGUUGCCAGCACCUCCGUUUGGGACUUUAUUCCUCCAGCAGCACUCUGCGUUUCACCCUGCGCCUCUUAACGGAGACGGAUUCCUACCGUGGCAAGCUGGCGGGAGUAUGGUGUUCUGAUUAGACGUCGGGAGAGGGCAGGAACCGCCGGUUCCGUCACGGUUCUCUUCACACCACCACAGGGGCCUGCCAGGCGCGGGAGUCGUCUGCCUCCCCCUGUAGUAAUUGGUCUGAGCAGCGGGACGGGGCGAGGCAGAUGCAUGCCCUACUCAGACAGCUUGUAGACAUGGGCCAGGAGCAAGCCAAGCAGCAGAUUGAGAAAGGUCUGAAACUGUACCAGUCCAACCAGAGGGAGAAGGCCUUGGAAGUGUGGAAGAAAGUACUGGAGAAGAACACAGACCCCGGAGGGAAGUUUCGUGUGUUGGGCUGUCUGAUCACCGCGCACUCAGAGUUUGGAAUGUACAAGGAGAUGCUAAAGUAUGCUCUGGCACAGAUCGACACCGCCAGAGACAUGGAGGACCCCGACUACCUGACGGAAGGAUACCUGAAUUUGGCACGCAGCAACGAGAAGCUGUGUGACUACCAGAACACCAUCUCCUACUGCAAGACCUGCCUGAACAUGCAGGGCACCACGGUGAGCCUGCAGCUCAAUGGUCAGGUGUGCCUGAGCAUGGGCAACGCUUACCUGGGCCUCAGCUGCUUCCAGAAGGCCCUGGAGAGCUACGAGAAGGCCCUGCGCUAUGCGCACAACAACGACGACAAGAUGCUGGAGUGCAGGGUCUGCUGCAGUCUGGGGAGCUUCUAUGUCGCUCUCAAGGAUUACGAGAAGGCCCUCUUCUUUCCUUGUAAAGCGGCAGAGCUGGUGAACGACUACGGCAAGGGCUGGAGUCUGAAGUACCGGGCCAUGAGCCAGUACCACAUGUCUGUGGCCUACCGGAAACUGGACCGCCUGCCUGACGCCAUGGAGUGCUGUGAGGAGUCCAUGAAGAUUGCCCUUCAGCACGAGGAUCGACCACUGCAGGCUCUGUGCUUGCUGAACUUUGCUGACAUCCACCGCUGCAGAAAUGACGCGGAUAGGGCAUUUCCUAGAUACGAGUCCUCCAUGUGCAUCAUGAUCGACAUUGGUAACAGGCUGGGACAGGCAACCAUCUACCUGAACGUGGGCAAGUGCUGGAUCCUGCAGAAGGAACUAGACAAGGCUCUGGACUCAUUGCAGAGAGCAGAAGAUGUGGCAGAAUCAGUGGGGAAUAAGCUGAUUGUGUUGAAAACGCACUCUCUGCGUGAGGGCAUCUACCGGGGCCGCGAGCAGCAGGACGAGCUGAGGGAGCAGGUGGUGAAGUUCCUGCAGCACGUGGAGGAGCUGGAACUCUACUGUGGCAUGUGCGGAGAGUCCAUCGGAGAGAGGAACCAGCAGCUGCAGGCCCUGCCCUGCUCCCACGUCUACCACCUCAAGUGCCUACAGACGAACGGAACUAAAGGUUGCCCACGGUGCCGUAGUGCGUCCAUGAAACCUGGCUUUGUCUGAGCUCCCAUCAGGAGUCCUGUUCUGGAAUAAGAGCCAUACGGGGACUUCCUCUCUCCAGAUCAGCCUGCAGGAGUGAGACGUCACGGAGGGAUGUUGUCAUACUUUUCCUCCUCCACCGACGCCACCACAGUCAAGAACGUCUGUGGGUUCUGUAGCUGUAGAGUAGAACCUCAACUAACAUUGUUUACGUGAUGGCAAAACCACAAACACACACAAUGCUCCAAGUCAUCCCUCUGCUGAAAACUCUGAGAGCUCCCCUGGAGUGCCAGCAGGUGUCUUCAGGGGGAGCUUGACGAGUGGACCCCUUUUCGAGUUGGGAGUUCUCGCUGUGGAAGAUGGAUGGGCUCGGCUGAAGGAACAGACGUCAGUAAACCCAACUGUCCAAACUCUCACUCUUCCCCUCACUGGAGCUUUUCUUUCGUCCUUUCUUUCUGGGCCUCAGCUGGUGAAAGAAUGUUUCUACUGACAGUGAUGUUCUCAGCUGGUUUAUAGCUGAAGUGCAAGGACUAUACAAAGCUUAUGUGACUUGUGCAGUAUGGGGAAAUGAACCGUCAGCUGUAUCCAGUUCAAACUUACGAUAGCAUUCUUUAUCAUGGAGUCGGCCACAUCUGGCCAAGAACAACCCUCUGCAACCACAAACUGACCAUGUUUACCAUUCUCUGUGCCACUACCCCCUCAUAUUAUAAUAUUGUAAUAUGAGAUGUCUUCAUUUAAUGAAGUUUAGUUCAUUCAUAACUUGUCUUUUACCCAACCGUUAUAGUUACUAUGCUACACAGUACACACUUUGUAAUUUGUGGUGCUUACAGAUAUGAUGUUUGUAUUAAUUUGCUCCUUGGUGAUGAACAAGUUUAAUGCAAUGAUAUUACUGUAUUCCAAUAACAACCCAUUUCAUUAUUUUAUUUGUUACAGAAAUAUAUUGUUACUUUAUUUAGGUGUAAUAUGGAAUAUUACUGUACACCAAAAUGACAGUUUUCCUUUGCCCCUUUUCUGUUGUAGAAAGCGGAAAGGUACUGUUACUUUAUUUUGGCCUAACAGCCUAACCUAUCUCUGUCUCUAGAUCCUAUGCAACUCCAUCAGCUACAACUCGCUGAAACAAGAAUGUACUACAGCUCUG